Molecule: messenger RNA, 2110 nt
Organism: Lacerta agilis (Sand lizard)
Lineage: Eukaryota; Metazoa; Chordata; Lepidosauria; Squamata; Lacertidae
Gene: G6PD
Product: glucose-6-phosphate dehydrogenase
Exons: 13
Coding region: 15-1649 (544 amino acids)
Biological process (GO): pentose-phosphate shunt, oxidative branch; glucose metabolic process
Cellular component (GO): cytosol
Molecular function (GO): NADP binding; glucose-6-phosphate dehydrogenase activity
Source: RefSeq, a predicted model, not a curated record
UGGGCGGGCGGGCCAUGGGAAGCCGCGCGAGCGUGAGCAAGGAGCGCCUCGGGGGUUCGCCGGCACUGCGAGCAGGAGACAACGCUGCCACCAUGAGCCAUCAUCAGCCACUGGAGAAGCUGUCUCGGACAGACAUCUGUGGGAUGCUUCGGGAAGAGCUGUGCAAAGGGAAUGACUUCCAAGAGUCAGACACCCACAUCUUCAUCAUCUUGGGGGCUUCGGGUGAUCUAGCUAAGAAGAAGAUCUAUCCAACCGUCUGGUGGCUGUACCGCGAUGGGCUGCUUCCGGAUGACACUUACGUGGUGGGUUACGCUCGGUCCCAGCUCACUGUUGCCGACAUCCGCAAACAGAGCCAGCCAUACCUCAAGGCCACCCCUGAAGAAGAACAGAAAUUAAACGACUUCUUUGCCCGCAACUCCUAUGUCUCAGGAAAGUAUGACGACCGGGCCUCUUUCCAAGGCCUGAAUGCUCACCUGAAUAGCCUUCACAAUGGCCAGAAGGCAAACCGCCUCUUCUACCUGGCCCUACCACCAAGUGUCUAUGCAGACGUCACUGGCAACAUCCGGGAGAGCUGCAUGAGCACUGUGGGCUGGAAUCGUGUCAUUGUGGAGAAGCCUUUUGGCAAGGACUUGGAAAGCUCUGACAAGUUGUCGAAUCACAUCUCCACACUUUUCAGUGAAGACCAGAUCUACCGCAUUGACCACUACCUGGGCAAGGAGAUGGUGCAAAACCUGAUGGUGCUCAGAUUUGGAAACCGGAUCUUCAGCCCCAUCUGGAACCGUGACAACAUUGCCUGUGUCAUUCUGACCUUCAAAGAGCCAUUUGGCACUGAGGGACGGGGUGGCUACUUUGAUGAGUUUGGUAUUAUCCGGGAUGUAAUGCAGAAUCAUUUGCUCCAGAUGCUUUGCCUGGUUGCCAUGGAGAAACCAACCUCUACCAACUCCAAUGAUGUGCGUGAUGAGAAGGUGAAGGUUUUAAAGUGUAUCUCAGAGGUGAAGCCUGAGAACGUGGUGCUUGGUCAAUAUGUGGGAGAUCCCUCUGGCAAAGGGGAGGCUCAGAAGGGCUACCUGGAUGACCCCACAGUCCCAGCUGGCUCCACCACCCCUACCUUUGCUGCCGCUGUGCUCUACGUGGACAACGAAAGGUGGGAUGGAGUACCAUUUGUCUUGCGCUGCGGCAAGGCACUGAAUGAGCGCAAGGCUGAGGUGCGGCUGCAAUUCCGGGAGGUGCCGGGCGACAUCUUCCAACGCCAGUGCAAGCGCAAUGAAUUGGUGAUUCGUGUUCAGCCCAACGAGGCCGUCUAUACCAAGAUGAUGACCAAGAAGCCAGGCAUGUUCUUCAGCCCAGAAGAAUCUGAGCUGGACCUCACCUAUGGCAACCGCUACAAGGAUGUGAAGCUCCCAGAUGCUUAUGAGCGCCUCAUCUUGGAUGUUUUCUGUGGGAGUCAGAUGCAUUUUGUGCGCAGUGAUGAGCUGCGUGAGGCCUGGCGAAUUUUCACUCCGCUGCUCCAUAAGACCGAGGCAGAGAAAACCAAACCAAUUCCCUAUUGCUACGGCAGCCGUGGCCCUGCAGAGGCAGAUGAGCUGAUGAAGAAGGUGGGGUUCCAGUACGAAGGCACCUACCGCUGGGUCAAUCCUCACAAGCUGUGACCACCAACUGGGUAGCUUGUAUGAAGGGGUGACAGCUGCUCUUCACUGCAGAAGCCAAGCUGGGCAAAGGGAUCUCUGCCCCAACUCCUGCCUGCACCUGAAAAACAGUGGUUUUUGUCCUAGGACCACCUGCUGGCCCUGGGCACCAGUGCACUCCUCCAGCACCCACUGCGCUUGGGUGUGGGCCUAGUCAUCUUCUCUACUGUGGGCCCUGCCUCUUUAGUUUCGCUCCUUCUUGGACUGCUGGCUGCAGCUGGGCCAGAUGCCCCAUUUCAGCUUCCUUUCUGUGGGGGGAAGUCUCUUGGGGGCCUUCUUAAACCCUUGCCCUCUUUUCCAUCUACACAAGCUGCUCUUUCAAUUGCACUAGCUCUGCUUUGCUGCAUUACUUGUUACAUUCCUGUUCGGUGUGCAUCUCAGUUUUAUAUAUGAUGCUGGUAUGUAAAUGGAAGUUGUUACAAGGA